CGUGUGGAGAUUCAUUGGUGGGAGGUUGGCCAGAGCCUCUGCAGUAGCGUCGGUUGCGAUCAUGUCAGAGGCAAAAGCCGUGUACGCGGCCUUCGUAAGCUACCCCUUCCACUGCGUCCUGUUGGUCUCGUUAGGCCUGGUUAGAGCCCGCUCCCUGGCCGUCGAUCAUCUCGUGUCUGCUAUCUCCUUCUUUUACUUGGUUUACUCCACUGCGACGAAGGCCUCCGCCGAACCCGCAUGGAGAGAUGACGUGAGCGAGUACCUCGUCCUCAGUCUCACUUCCUCGAUAUCGCUGCUUAUCUUCUCCUCGUCCGUGUGCAAACUGAUAUACAAACUAUCGCCCACUGAUAUGAGACCUCUUGUCAAUAUAAAAUGGAUCGGGUUCGGAAUCAUGAUGUGUUUGCUGAACCUUCUUCUUGACGGAACCGAGCAAAAGACUCUUGGGCCCAUUACGAACGACCAGAGCAUCUACUUCUACGUCUAUGCAUCUCGUAUAAUAGAAGGGAUCAGAGCCACGCUUCAAGUUUACAUAAUGGUGCCACGAGUGUGGACACAAAGAACUGCUCCACUAAAGAAAAAGACUCACCAAUUCCUAUUCAGCCUGUUAAUAUUGGGCCAGAAUGUACAGGAGAUUACAAGUUAUGGGCCAAACUGUUACUCCAUUGUUGAUAUCCUGCUUCAGCUGUGCGUAGUGCUCAAGACUUGGAAGCAUGCCUGGACAAAAACUCUUUUGCUUUGUGAUAGGUUUGUUUCAAUCGAGAAACUGAUCACUUUCCUUGCCAGCGUAAAAUCCAUGUGCUCUUCCACCAUUUCAAAACUGGCUGUGCCGACUCAAAGGACACUAGACUGGGUUACUGCCACAGGGCGUGGAAUGAGAAUAUCUGUUUACGUGUUUGGAGUACAACGUUCUUGGCAAAUUGUUACUUCAGGAUGUGAAUGGAUUCGCUCGACGACAGUUUCGUUCGUGACUGCAUCAUGUUUCUGCCUUAUGAAAUGGCUACGAAACGUCAUCCAACUAGCUCUGUCGGUCAGUUUUCUUGCGUGGAUCGACGCUGCGUGUCGGUUUCUCGUUAGAAUAGUGAGGGAAUGUCAGAUCUGUUGGCUUCGCUACCUUCAUAUACACCAGGAGCAAGAUCGAAACCGGGAACAUGCUAUAGUAGUGUGGGUCGAUGAUGCUAACUGUGUGCACUAUGUCCAGUAUAAUCGUCUUUCAAAUCGAAUACGAAUGCUUGACCGUCGUAAACGCUACGUGAUACAUGUGCUCAACAGCCACCUCGAGCCAGAACCUGUCCUCGGAGAUGAUUUCCCCUCAUCUCAAAGGGGUGAGCCUGUUGAAGACAUAGUGGGAAGCCAGGCUCUCUGCAACUUGGAGACAAGCGCACUUGAAGCUACAAGCUAAACACACACUCUACACACUUAUACUCUCAAACAUAUUAAUCUCUAAAGCCUUCUGUACAAUAUAUAAUACUCGUGUGUGUGUUCGUGUUCCAAGUUUUAAGUAUAAUAUAGCUACAAGCUAUAUAUACGCCCAAAAAUGUACAGACAAUAUAAUUAUAUUAUACACCCACCCGUCUAUUAUCUGUGAAUAUGUUUGUUAAUAUUGAUGUUUAGAUUGUGUAUAUUAUGUAUAAUCAAGUUUGAAAAGCUGAAUUAAAAAGCCACUUAUCCAAUCAAAACAA
This is a messenger RNA of Geodia barretti, 1679 nucleotides long. The record is from the annotation of a GenBank genome assembly. Lineage: Eukaryota; Metazoa; Porifera; Demospongiae; Tetractinellida; Geodiidae.